Molecule: messenger RNA, 616 nt
Organism: Orbicella faveolata
Lineage: Eukaryota; Metazoa; Cnidaria; Anthozoa; Scleractinia; Merulinidae
Product: mitochondrial carrier homolog 2-like
Source: RefSeq, a predicted model, not a curated record
GCAGAAGAGCAACUUCAAUAUGGCGGCUGCAAACGAGAAUGGCAAUGGUCAAAGCUUCGAGGAUCUGCUGGAUAAUGAAGGCACUACUGCUGGUGCCCUUGUUCUGACGGCAUUUAUGACCACAGCAACCCAACCACUGACAUGUGUUAGGCUUCUAAUGCAGGUUGGUCAUGAACCAAUUCCUCCAACUCCAUCAAAAACAUUCUUAGGAACCAAGGUGUUACGACUACCAAGCUUUUUUCAAUAUGCAAACCAUGUUAAGAAGCUCAAUGGCUGGAGUGGAUUGUACAGGGGUUUAUUACCAAGGGUCUACUCAUCCAUGAUUGGAACUCUUGUGAACAAUACAAUUCUACAGGCAAUGGGUACAAAAGAUAAUGCUCUUGUCCCUCUUGUACACCCAGAAAAUAAGGUUGGCUAAAUUUUUUUCGGUACUAUAAUGAUUUAAUUUAGGGCCCUCCAUCCAAUAAGUGCCCCCACAGCCCAUAGAGUGCCCUUUUUUGGUAAGCGCCACUAUUCCAAUAAUCACCCCCUUCUGGUAAGGGCUCCAAAAGCAAAAGUGACAUUCAAGAAAUUGACAAAGAAUAGCUUAAAACUGAUUAUUAAUAGACUCGUUGUG